AUGGAAGUUUUUCCUGGCACUUUCCAUGAAUUCCGAAAUUCUUUAUAUUUGAGCUCCAUAGAAUCUCGAUUUCAGAUAUGUGCAAUUAGCGAAACUGGAGGCAAAGAUGUAAUUGUCAAAGGAUUUAAAUCUGAAGAUGACUUAACCUUCUGCAUUAACGACAGCGGGAAAGUCAAAGUGAUUAAACUUUCAAAUGAUGGUCGUCUAAUCAGUAUACAGCGGGAAACUUCGCAAAUUGAGUUUAUUUGCUUUUCUCCUACGGGUGAUGGAACUGUUACAGGAACCUUUUCGCAAUCGCCAAAACUCCGUACAGCACGAGUAGUAGGCUUAGAAUGGAUUUCGAACAAUCAGAUUCUUUUUGUUACUAAUCAAGGUUUGGAGUUGUACUUAAUUAACCCCACUAAAAAGAAUGCAAAGCUUUUAAAAACCUGCAACAUUUCUCUCUAUUGGACUGUAUAUUACGCCAAAUCUCAGCUCUUAAUCGUUUCAAGUGGUGUGUCUGGGUCACGUUUUACACCGUUUUUGGUCCAGAGCAACAAUAUCUAUCGGCUGGAAGAAUUUGAUGUCGACUUUGGUUGCUCGAAUGCAAAAUCUAUUCUUUCCAAACGCGACGUUUCGGUUGCUUCGAUAUAUGGCGUAUUAUACGUUAUGGUAUUUCGUUAUAGUAUGAGGGACUCAAGCGUUUUAGAUGUAUCUAUGUACAAAGUUGCCGGUGAUAACGGUGAAAAAUCGAGCCUAGCUCACACCUUAUCUCUCGGCUUGACAGGUCCCUUUGCAAUACACGUUGUAGAUAACGUAAUUAUUGUCCAUCAUCAGGUAACUGUAUCCAGCACUUCUCUGCUUUUUGACAUUCGUUUACAAGAAGGUAUAACAUCAGGGGUUUGCAGCCACAAACCGUUUGCUGCCGUUUCACUUUCGCUGACUCAGAGUUUGAAAAAUGGCUACGCAAGUGAGAUUCCUCUGUACAGUCCCUGUUGGGUCAUGUUUCCGCAAAAUAUUGUCAUUGAUACCAGCGCUGGCUUAUUCGCAUCCAUUUCUUUACAUCCAGAAGAGAGCGAAAUUUUUAUAAAAGAUCAGGUCAAUUUUCUUUGUGCCGCUCGGUGUAAUGUUUUUUUAGAAAGUGGUACGAAGUACGCAUUAGUUGCUGAACUGUACGAGCCUUUGUUGGUCGACCAGAACGAUCUGGUUGGGGUCGUUUUUCUACCUGCUGUUGAAACUAGCUCGUCUAAUAAACCAUUUCUGAUGCAUUGUAUGCUUCAGUACCUUCAAGGGUUGCAAGAGAACAAUAUUGACGUUUUGCCGUUCUUUUUGAAUGAAGUAUUGGUACCAACAAUAGUCUCUUCUAGCGAAUUUAACUGUCUUCAACAGCUGUUGCAGUAUCGAGUCAUUCCUGAUGCUAAACAACUGGCGUUUUUUCUUCUUUCACAUGAAGCAAAGCACGCUCCUUUGAUACAGCUCGCUGUUGACAUGCUCGCAAGGCUAGGAACUGCAGCUGAAGAAAUCGUUGAAGUGCUUUUAAGCAAGGGGCAUGUUGUAGAAGCCAUCAGGUAUCUUGAGGCAACUUCAUCCAUUGACAGAGUUAGCUGUCUAAAAUUAUUGGAAUGUGCUUGGAAAGGAAACCGCCAGGUUCAAUAUGCAGUGUUUACUUAUUUCCAGAAACUUGUAAAGCUACGUAAUCAUAACCUUCUCAACAUAGAGCAGUAUGAUCAUUACGUCCGUCUAUUCAAUAAUCUCUUUGGUAAGGAAGAGAUAGAAGAAGCUAAACACGCCUCUCAGUUUGCUGUUUUGCCGCGUGAAAAUAAGUUUCAAAACAAAGUAUUGUAA
Molecule: messenger RNA, 1824 nt
Organism: Enterobius vermicularis (human pinworm)
Lineage: Eukaryota; Metazoa; Nematoda; Chromadorea; Rhabditida; Oxyuridae
Source: the annotation of a GenBank genome assembly